AUGGAGAGUCUGGGCAGCCAAGGAUGUGGUACCUGGCCCCACGUUGAAAGAGGUUGCAGCAGUGUACGAGAAAUGGGCUCUCUCUGCAGCAUGACCUGGCGUGCUGAAGAUAUUUUCUUGUACGCGUGCUGCGGAGCCAUGCACCUGGCAGGCACUCAGGUACUCGCUAUCCCAGCUUCCCCACAAGCACGCAGAACUUUCCAUCGUCUUCACUGCCCUGCGUCCGUCUCUCUGCACUGGCACCCUACGGGAACACGGGGUAUUCUGGCGAGAAUUUGGGGUCGAGGUACCCAAGAAGAUGCGAUCGAGGGACACCGAGGUGAAGCCGUGAGGGGAGAUCCGGGGACGGGAAGCUACAAGUACCUUCGUUUCAUUACAGGCAGUGUCAUGCCCGGGCGGCCGCUGUGCGUCUGGCACGCUUGCGUCAUGACGCCCGGGAAAGAGCUUGCUACGAUAGAAAACUUGAUGGGAUGGAAGGAGAUCGCGUGCACAUCGCCUCGUUCCAUGGCCGUAUUUAUAGUACCAUCUUCGUUGCCUUUCAUCUCAGGUCUGGACAUGUCGUCUGCCCCGUUCACGCAUCAACCACCAACAUCCCGACACGAGCCGACCACCAUAUCUCGGUUGGACCCCAUCCUUAUCCCGGCUAACAUUGCGCUCUAUCAAAAGUCGAAAGACGGCAACCUGUACGGAGACCCGGGGAAACAGGGGAGGAGAUACGGGGUAGGCGCACCAUCGCCACCACUCGGACGGCUUCCUCACUGCCCAAGUCCAGAUUUCGUUGAAUCGCUCUAG
Messenger RNA from Neurospora tetrasperma FGSC 2508, 792 nucleotides. RefSeq lists its product as uncharacterized. The transcript is spliced from 3 exons. The record is from RefSeq and is a predicted model, not a curated record. NCBI's taxonomy places the organism in Eukaryota, Fungi, Ascomycota, Sordariomycetes, Sordariales, Sordariaceae. The coding region runs from base 1 to 792 and encodes 263 amino acids.